This is a messenger RNA of Psammomys obesus (fat sand rat), 3618 nucleotides long. RefSeq names its product actin filament associated protein 1 like 2 (gene Afap1l2). Gene Ontology annotation, biological process: regulation of interleukin-6 production; positive regulation of interleukin-8 production; inflammatory response. Gene Ontology annotation, cellular component: cytosol. The transcript has 19 exons. Gene Ontology annotation, molecular function: SH2 domain binding; SH3 domain binding. The coding region runs from base 126 to 2636 and encodes 836 amino acids. Lineage: Eukaryota; Metazoa; Chordata; Mammalia; Rodentia; Muridae. The record is from RefSeq and is a predicted model, not a curated record.
GGGCGAGGGGCGCGGCGGCCACUCCGGGAGGUCGGGCGGCUAGCGUGACCUCACUGGGAGGGCCCAGCGCCGGGAGCGCAGCGCCCGCGGACCGCAGCGCCGGGAGCACGCCGAGCUCGCUCGGGAUGGAGCGCUACAAAGCCCUGGAGCAGCUGCUGACUGAGCUGGACGACUUCCUCAAGGUCCUAGACCAGGAGAACCUGAGCAGCACUGCCACGGUGAAGAAGGGCGGGCUGGCCGAGCUCUUGAGGAUCUACACCAAGAACAGCGGUUCUGAUGAGGAAUAUAUUUACAUGAACAAAGUGUCAGUUAACAGGGACCAGAACCCAGCCUCUCCAGACAAAGUGCCCGAGGAUCAGGGUCCUCUGACCAAUGGGGAGCCCAGCCAGCACUCUUCAGCACCUCAGAAGAGCCUUCCAGACCUCCCUCCACCCAAGAUGAUUCCAGAGCAGAAGCAGCUGGUUGUGCCGAAGACCGAGGCUCCUGAGGGCUACUAUGAAGAGGCUGAGCCAUAUGACGCGUCCAUUAACGAAGAUGGAGAGGCUGUGAGCAGCUCCUACGAGUCCUAUGAUGAAGAGGAGAACAGCAAAGGCUAUACAGUCUCCUACCAGUGGCCCUCGCCUGAGGCCAGCAUUGAGCUGAUGCGUGAUGCCCGCAUCUGUGCCUUCCUGUGGCGGAAGAAGUGGCUAGGCCAGUGGGCCAAGCAGCUGUGUGUGAUCAGGGACACCAGGCUCUUGUGCUACAAAUCAUCCAAAGACCACAGCCCUCAGCUAGAUGUGAGCUUGCUGGGCAGCAGCGUCGUGCACAAGGAGAAGCAGGUGCGGAAGAAAGAGCACAAGCUGAAGAUCACGCCCAUGAACGCGGAUGUGAUUGUGCUGGGCCUGCAGAGCAAGGACCAGGCCGAGCAGUGGCUUCGGGUCAUCCAGGAGGUGAGCUGCCUGCCUUCCGAAGGGGCCUCAGAGGGAAACCAGUACACGCCAGAUGCCCAGCGCCUGAACUGUCAGAAACCAGAUAUAGCUGAGAAGUACCUGUCAGCUUCGGAUUAUGGGAACACCACUGAUGGCCAUCCUGAGGUCCCAGAGACCAAAGACGUCAAGAAGAAAUGUUCCACCGGCCUCAAACUGAGCAACCUGAUGAACCUGGGCAGGAAGAAGUCUACAUCACUGGAGCCACCAGAGAGAUCCCUCGAGACAUCCAGCUACCUAAACGUGCUGGUGAACAGCCAGUGGAAGUCACGCUGGUGCUUCGUUAGGGACAGCCACCUGCAUUUCUACCAGGACCGGAACCGGAGCAAGGUGGCCCAGCAGCCCCUCCGCCUGCUGGGCUGUGACGUGCUGCCAGACCCUAGCCCCGACCACCUGUAUUCCUUCCGAAUCCUCCAUAAUGGCGAGGAGCUGGUCAAGCUUGAGGCUAAGUCCUCAGAGGAGAUGGACCACUGGCUAGACGUUCUGCUCUCAGAGUCCGGCUCCAAAACAGGCCCGGAAGAGUUCACCUACGACUAUGUGGACGCCGAAAGGGUUUCCUGUAUUGUGAGUGCGGCCGAAACCUCUCUCUUACUGAUGCAGAGAAAGUUCUCUGAGCCCAACACAUACAUCGAUGGCCUGCCCAGCCGGGCCUCCCAGGAAGACCUGUAUGAUGAUGUGGAGAUGUCAGAGCUAACAGCAGUGGUGGAGCCUGCUGGGGAAGCCACCCCUGCCUUUGAUGCUACCAGCGAGAGUGAGCUUGACCGAGUGUACCUGGAUCUCACGCCUGCCAGGGCCUUCCUGCACAGCCCCAGUGAGGAAGCCCAGGUGCAUCUGGAUGACCCAUCGGAGUCCCUCACGGUUGACCCAAGACCGGGCACCACCCUGGAUGAUCCCCACACAGAGUCUCCAGAAGGUCUGGGGGAGCAGCAGAGGCAGCUAGAGACUCAGGAGUCUUCAGAGCUCACGGAGCCCACCCCAAGAAUCACCAUGGUAAAGCUGCAGGCCGAGCAGCAGAGAAUCUCCUUCCCAGCCAACUGCCCAGACACGGUGGCUUCUGCCCCCGCCAGCGCCAGCCCUCCUGUGAAGGACAGGUUGAGGGUGACCAGCGCAGGUCAGACCUCAUCCAUUCCUGCUGAUGCAAGCCGUUCCCUCUCUGGGUCUGUAGAGAUCAAACUUGGGAAGAACCGGACAGAGGCAGAGGUGAAGCGCUACACGGAGGAGAAGGAGAGACUGGAGAGGAGUAAGGAGGAGAUCCGGGGCCACCUGGCUCAGCUCCGCAGAGAGAAGCGGGAGCUCAAGGAGGCCCUGUCAAGAUGUACAGAUAAGGGAGUCCUGGCCAGCCUGGAGCAGAAGCUGAGGAAAGUGGACGAGGCGUGCCGGAUUGAGGAGAGCAGGCGUGUGGACCUUGAGCUCAGCAUCAUGGAUGUGAAGGACAACCUGAAGAAGGCUGAGGCCGGGCCCGUGACCCUUGGCACCACUGUGGAUACCACCCACCUGGACAACGUGAGCCCUCGGCCACAGCCCAAAGCUGCCACCCCCACCCCCACUCCAGACUCUACCCCAGUCAACUCUGCCUCUGUGCUCAAGAACAGGCCACUUUCUGUCAUGGUCACAGGCAAAGGCACUGUCUUGCAGAAAGCCAAGGAAUGGGAGAAGAAAGGAGCCAGUUAGAAAACAAGAAUUAUCUAAAAACUCUUGUGACAAUCCUGCUUCGAAAAAAACAUCAACUCUGAGGAAAGGUGAGUCUGCUUAGAGGAAAAAGCAAGGAGUGAGGCCCUGCGGUGGAGCUUCAGUCAGAAGCGCACUGACCCUUCUCGAGCGACAGGGAACACAGUGGUGGCAGCGGCGGCUUCUUCAGAGACUAAAUCUGUUGGCUGUCAGUAAGACAUUGUACUUUUUCUUUCCUUUUUUAGGAUUUCAUCCAUCACUCUAUUUCUUACUGAAAUUUUUAAGUAGUGAAAAAAAUGGCCACAUGGCUCUUGGUGAUGAGAAAAUCUAAACUUCUUUUAUCUUUUAUCCAGUAUUUGGCAAUGUUAAGGAUUAAAUCACCCUUGCCUCCACGCUUGUCCCCCACAUUGGUGGGCCCAGUGUGGUCUCUGAUGAUGAUAAGGAGCAUUUGCCACCAGUGGUGGAAACUCUGGAAAUCAGUAGUGGAUGGAACCUAGCUGAGUCACUCUGACCCCACUGAGGACUUUCCCCCAAGUCCACAGCAGUCCUGAUUCAACCGCCUUUAAAAGACAAACUUUUAAACAAUGCUGUAUUAUAAUGAGGGAAAAGUCCCUGUGUUUACAGACUCUGUCUGAGGCCAGGCCACUUUUUAAAAAAAAAAAAAGUUAGUUGAUUACCUCUUCGUUCCCAUUUGAAAGGUAUUUUUAAUUUCCGGUCCCCUUGCGAGGAAAACAGCAGUGGAUUAGAGCAGCCUUUCUUGUCUGUUCAGACUGGCAGCCAGGGCUGCCCUCCUGUCCCUCUGUGAUGACAUUAACACAUGCUGAUACAUUUCAUCUGUUCCCUGCUCUGUUUCCGGGCAUUCGGAGUCAGUUAGCUAGCGCUGGCUUCUGAAGGCUAAAUGUUUUUAUGCUUAUGUUGUCUUUCUAAUCCCAGGGCAUUUAUCCCCUACAUCAUAAACACUUGGUGAUCUUUACCAAGUGCUAAG